Messenger RNA from Scomber scombrus (Atlantic mackerel), 4296 nucleotides. RefSeq names its product abl-interactor 2b (gene abi2b). NCBI's taxonomy places the organism in Eukaryota, Metazoa, Chordata, Actinopteri, Scombriformes, Scombridae. The record is from RefSeq and is a predicted model, not a curated record. Gene Ontology annotation, molecular function: SH3 domain binding. Gene Ontology annotation, cellular component: lamellipodium.
AUGGCGGAGCUACAAAUGCUUCUGGAAGAGGAGAUACCAGCAGGACGAAGCGCACUAUUGGACAGCUUCACCAAUUUGGAAAGGGUCGCAGAGUACUGUGAGAGCAACUAUGUCCAGUCUCCAGACAAGCAGAGGGCACUGGAGGAGACCAAAAACUACACUACCCAGUCUCUGGCCAGCGUAGCCUACCUGAUAAACACACUCGCCAACAAUGUGCUGCAGAUGCUGGACAUCCAGGCCUCGCAGCUCCGCCGCAUGGAGUCGUCCAUCAACCACAUCUCACAGACGGUGGACAUCCACAAAGAGAAGGUGGCGAGGCGGGAGAUCGGCAUCCUCACCACCAACAAGAACACGUCCCGCACGCACAAGAUCAUCGCGCCGGCCAAUCCGGAGCGGCCGGUGCGCUACAUCCGCAAACCCGUCGACUACAGUCUGCUGGACGACAUGGGGCACGGAGUCAAGGCCAGCGCUCAGAACAUGAAGGCCGGAGGAGGCGCGCUCCCUCGCACCAACCCCCCCACACAGAAGCCCCCCAGCCCGCCCAUGUCGGGGAAAGGGACCCUCGGGCGCCACUCCCCCUAUAGGACGCUUGAGCCGGUGCGUCCGCCCGUUGUCCCUAACGACUACGUCUCGAGCCCGACGCGCAACAUGGCGCCCCCCCUGCAGAGCCCUGCACGCACUGCAUCUGUUAAUCAGAGGAACCGCACGUACAGCAGUGGGAGCAGCGGAGGCAGUCACCCCAGCGCAAGCCGCAGCAGCAGCCGGGAGAACAGCGGCAGCGGCAGCGUUGGCCUGCCCAUCGCCGUGCCGACCCCGGCCCCGCCCAACGCCUUCCCAGGUGCUCCUCCUCAGUUCUACAGCAUGAACCGCCCGGCGCAGCAGCCCCAGAACCAGCAGGUGGGAGGCUCGCUGCCGUACCGCCGACCCUCGUCUGUCACCGGGCAACCGAACAUGCCGAACAUACCGAACAUGCCGAACAUGCCACACAACCAGAGCCAGCUCAACGGAGGACCCCACUUCGCCCAGAACCAAGGUCCGCUCGCGCCCCCUCCCCCCUCCAUGCAGAUCACCCCUCAGCUGCCUCUGAUGGGCUUUGUGGCCCGAGUUCAGGAGACUAUCUCAGACGUGCCGCCCCCGCCUCCGCCCUCAGACGAGCCGGUGUUUGAGGAGCCCACACCUCCUCCUCCGCCACCGGAGGACUACGAAGACGAGGAGGACGAGGAGGAGUCGGCGGUGGUGGAGUACAGCGACCCCUACGCAGAGGAGGACCCUCCCUGGGCCCCACGCAGCUACCUGGAGAAAGUGGUGGCCAUCUACGACUACGCCCGAGACAAAGAGGACGAGCUUUCGUUCCAGGAGGGCGCCAUCAUCUACGUGAUCAAGAAGAACGACGACGGCUGGUACGAGGGCGUGAUGAACAGCACCACGGGCCUCUUCCCCGGAAACUACGUGGAGUCCAUCAUGCACUACGCCGACUGAACAAUCCCCCUUACCCCAACCCCACCUACCCCACCCAUCACCUCUUCUCUUUCACCGUGAGCAGGACGAGGAAGAGGAGCGAUUGGAGAGUUUAUUUGAUAGGGGAAAGUGAAGUGAGGAGGGAUGGAAGGAAGGAGGGAGGGGAGCCAAGGGUUAAAGGUCAAAGACUUUGAUCAGACAGAGCAUGAUCACCUCUGGGCGAAGAGAGAAAGGCGAAACAGAGGGAGGGGUUGUUUUUUUUUUUUUUUUUUAAGUUGCAACAUGACAAACUGACGCCCGGUCAUUUCUCUCGACAUAGUCGCCGUUGUAAAACCAACCACUACUCUAGAUAUAUCUCUCCCUGUUAUGUUUUCUUUCUUUAUUUGACUGACAACGACUGGACGGUGAUGGAUUUAUUGUAUUUUUUGAGAGUUUUUGAGUCACAUAAUGAGUCACUACAUCUUUUUUUUUUUGCUUCAUUUUAUUUUAUUUUACCAAUUUGCCCUUAUUGUAAAAAAACAACAAUAUUUAUUUGGAUUAUGUAGUGGGAUACGUGAGUGAGUGUGUGUGUGUGAGUGUGUGUGUGUGUGCGUGCGUGCGUUCGUGCGUGCGUUCGUGCGUGUGUGUGUGUGUGUGUGCGUGUGUGUGUGUGUGCAGAUUAGACGGGGCUGCUAAGAGGGAUUUUUAGUUUGGAAUAUUAAAAAUAAGAGCUGGAGGAGAACGCCUUCAUUUCUCCUGAACACUCCAGACACAUUUACUUUUCUUUUUUAAGAGAAAUUUACUCCUCUCUAUAUAUUUAAAGUAUAGUGCAACAACAAUAUCCUCAGUGGAAGUUAAAUAUAUAUAAAAUAAAUAACACUAGUUUCCAGAUAAUACUUGAUAAAGUGUUUUUUUGGUUAGGUACCUCAGCUGGGAGUGUGCCAAAGCAGACAUUUAAUGAGAAAAAGCACAUCGGAUGUCUUAAAGCGACACACACACGCUAGAUUAAAGUGGGUCAAAAAAAGACAGUAGGCUUUUAUCCUUUUCCUUUUUAAGAAUUUUAUAUCAUUUGAGUAUCAGAAACAUUUGGCGCUACAUGAGUCGGAGGUUAUGACUUUGAAGAAGAGGCGAGUUUAGUCACUACAUGCUUCAUUUAUUCGCUGGCCAGUGUGCUUUUUUUAUUUCUUUUUAUUAAAAAUAAUUUAACGGGUGAAGGAAUCGCCAUCCAGCCCUCAAAUAAAAGAGGAGGGAGGGAGGGAGAUAGAAAGAGAGAGAGAGAUCCUCAAUUGCACAAUGACCUGGAUGUUGAAGUCUUACUCUGCAGCUUCUGUCAUGAAUAAUAGAAGUAUAUAUUAGCUCGACCGGGCUACUCAUUUUUGCAGUGUUCAUAUGCAUUUGAGAUGGAAGAAUUUUUAUUUUUUUGGCGUUUUUAUUUUUCUUUUUUUCCAAAGGGGUCCAGAAUCGAGUUUUGCUUGCAGAGCGGCAGACUGCAUGUUUCGACGAGGAAUUUAAAAAAAACAAAAAAAAUAUAAAAAGUAAACAAAUCAUUUCUGCUCUACUGAUGAUUAAUUAAUGUCUUAAUACUUUUUAGAUAUGGUGUGGUUCUUGGUUUGAUUUUUCUUUUUUUUAAAUAAUCACCCACAAUGACGACGACUACGUUAACGACACAUUUAGGUCAUUUCUAAGACGCUUGUGCCAUAUUGAAGAAGUGUGUGUUGCUGUUCAAGAGGUUAUCACUUCAUUUGCAAUAAAUUGGCCAGAAUGGAGGGGGAGGUGUGCGGGGGGUCGGGUGGAGUCGUUGAAUGAAUCUCUUUAUCCUCCCUUUUAAUUUUUCAGUUUUCCUGAGUUGUUUUAAAUCAAAAGCACAUACAUUUGUAGUAAAACAACAACAAAAAAGGUGUAGAAGAAGAAAUAAUAUAAAUGUGAGAUGUAUUAUGUCCUCGAAACAGGACUUAUUGAAUAUGAGAAGAAGCCAGCUGUCGUGUUGAAAUGGUUUAAACCGUCGCAAGCCCCCAUACAUCUAUUUAAAAAAAAAAAACAAACAAAAAAAAAAGAUAAAAAGAAACGCCGUCAGUUUAGGAGUCGUUUGUCCUCCGUACUGUUUCCAAUACGCUUGGCUGUUGGGUGUUUGCGAGGGCUCAGUGCUUGUACUUAUGUCAGAAUCUUUAUUUUCUAUUUAAAAAAGGAGAAAAAGAAGAAAAAAAAAGAGAUAAUAAACAAGUGGGCCUGUAUGUGAGUCUUGCAUGCCAUUGUUCUUAUCUGUACUGGUGUCCCCAAAUUAAAAAAAUAAAUAAAAUAAGAUAAAAGACCUACGUGGUGAGAUCACCCAUUUUAAUAACACAAGCAGCCCUGCAGCUCUGACCAGGUACCACCAGCCUCAUCCAAAGAGACUGUACAACUUUUACUUUGAGCCCAAGUCCGAGGAGUCGCUCUCUGACCUGAGGAGAGGAGGAGGAGGAGGAGGAGGAGGGAAGUUGCCCCAGCCUCCUCUUCACAUCCUACACCCAGGCAUAAGCCGUCAUUACGUCACUGAUGAUAAAAAAAAUUAAAAAUCGUGUGUGUAUACGCUGCUAGUGAAUCCUGCAGACAAAGAAAAAACCUCCAACAGGUGAAUUAUAAUAAAUGAGACACUAGAGAUGAAUUUCAAAGCUUGAUUCUUGUUUCAUAACACUCCUACGAUGAUGACACUAAAAUAAAUGAAACAUCCUUAAAUCAGGUUCUUGGUGUGCAGGAUUCACAGCUCCCUGGAGUCACAGACGUCCCUCAGGAUGUCAGGUUUAACAGUCCAUAAUGACAUUGUGUUGCACAGUUAAAAGAUGAAUUGCAGAAGUAUCAUAUUUGUAAAAUCAUAAGAACAAA